Molecule: messenger RNA, 219 nt
Organism: Funneliformis mosseae
Lineage: Eukaryota; Fungi; Glomeromycota; Glomeromycetes; Glomerales; Glomeraceae
Source: the annotation of a GenBank genome assembly
AUGAAGCUGACAUUAAAGAAAAUAUUUCAAUUUCUUUCUCCUUCUGAUAAUAUUAAUAAAGAGCUUGAAGAUGAUAAUGAAAAAAUUAAAUUUGAUCUAAUAAAUAUUUCAAUAGAGCAGGCAAAAUGGAGUUCAUGUGUUGUCACUCCUCUUUUCCAUCAAAGAAAGUUAUCAGAAAAGGAAAUUGAUGAUGAAAUAUCUUUUACAGAAGAUAAUUGA